AUGGCAAAGCACAAGUUCGAGCGAUGGGCAAAAGCCAACAACGUACCGGAUAUCAAGAGUUAUCGAGCAGACCACACGCCCUUCAACUCUGCAACUUGGCAAAAUGAUCUCGCCUUGAAGAAGCAGACAAUUGAUUUCAGCGGUGUUGGAGCUCAUCAUCAGAAUGCAGUCGCCGAACGUGCAAUACAAACGGUUACUAAGUGGGCUUGGACCAUGCUUCUCCACCAGGUCCUUCACUGGCCUGACGAAGCGGACGUGCACUUAUGGCCCUUUGCCAUGGAACAUGCAGCUUACAUAUGGAACAGUCUUCCACGUCGUGACACUUGGUUAGCACCACUUGAAAUCUUCAGUCAGUCAAGGUUCCCCAACUAUAAUUCCCUCCAUCGCCUUCACGUCUUUGGAUGUCCUACCUAUGUCCUUGAUCCAAAACUUCAAAACGGAAAGAAGCUUCCUAAAUGGAAUCCUCGGUCAAGACGUGGAAUGUACCUUGGUUAUUCGCCUGACCACGCUUCCUCGGUCGCGCAAAUCCUAAAUCUUCGAACCAAACAUGUCUCACCACAAUAUCAUUUUGUGUGUGACGACCACUUCAGUACUGUCCCCAACUCCGAUGCAGGGGGUGCGGCCAAUCCAAACCAACUUGAUGCCAAUCAUUGGUUCAAUUUGGUUGAAUCUGGUCGUCGUCGAGCCCGCCUCCACCAACAAGCCAUCCAGCAUCGCCACCAAGCUCCGCUUCCAGGGGGUAAUAACGGUGGUCAUGCGCCUCCAGUGCCAGUGCAACCUCCAAUUCCUCUGCUACCUGUCAACCAACCGCCAAUACCUCGUGUGCAACCGGUUCACAACCAGCCUCAGGAAGCUCCGAAUGUUCAAAAUAAUCGAAAUGAAGUCGCAGAUGACCCCUCAGAAGCAAUCGAAGCUGGUGACAAUGAUAACGUUGAUGACUUGUCAGUUCCAGAGGGAGUAGCUGAAGACGAGAAUGUUCAACAGGAAGAAGAAACAGAUGUUCCUACAGAUGUUCCUAUUCCUGAUCAAGCUACAGAAGAUGACAAACAAGAAGAAGAUGAAACUCUUAAUCGAACUCUACGAAACCUACAAGAACAAGCGCCUUCCCGAGCUGGAAGACGCCGAUUCAGGCCAAGGAAGUAUGGCCUACAUGCUCUAAAUCAAAAUGUGAGACACACCACCAUCAAUCAGGGUUUUCUCGCUUCUCUAAAGUUCAAUGACUUUGUUGAGACACUUCGUUCCAACGAAUUUGCCAAGAUGUGGGCGUUAACCACCGACUUUGACCAGGAUUCAGAGACCUGUGAAUGGCUCCAUCCAAUGAUCCUGGCCGCCAAAGCCAAUUCCAAAGAUAAUCCAGGUUGGGAAGAAGCUAUGAACGGUCCCCUAGCCGAUGGUUACAUGGAAGCAGCUAUCAAGGAGAUCGAGACCCUACAGCAAAUGGAGGUCUGGAAAGUGGUUCCCCGACUUCAAUCAAUGAAUGUCCUUCCCUCAACAUGGGCAUUCAAAUGUAAAAGAUAUCCAGAUGGAAAAGUUCGAAAAUUGAAAGGACGGUUCUGUGUGAGAGGUGAUCGACAGAAAGAUGGGAUCGACUACGAUUCAAAUGAAAUAUUCUCACCGGUUGUCUCUUGGCAGACAGUCCGCCUCCUCCUAAUUCUCUCCCUUGUACUGGGACUCGAAACUAAGCAAGUUGAUUACACCGCCGCUUUCACUCAUGCACCCAUAGGAGACAAGGAAGUCUUCUGUGAAAUGCCCAGAGGCUUUGCUGAAGAAGGAAAGGUAUUAAAACUCAAUAAAAGCCUCUAUGGGCUCAAGCAAUCGCCCGUUAAUUUCUUCAAUUUCAUCAAAGGGAAACUGGAAAAUGCAGGAUUCAAAUCUCAAGAAGAAGUUGAUCCAUGUCUUUUUAUUUCAGAUAAAGUUAUCUGCCUUGUUUACGUCGACGACACAUUGUUCUUCAGUCCUAAAGAAGAGUACAGAAACAAAGCAAUUGAGAGUUUGAAAAGUCAAGGUGUUGCAGUGGAAAUUGAAGAUUCUGUUGCUGGAUUUCUUGGAGUCCAUAUCGAACGCGACGAAUCCAACAAGACUAUUAAACUUACUCAAAAAGGACUAACCAAACGGAUCAUUGAAGCCCUCAAUAUUGACCAGGAACCUCAGAAGCACACUCCUGCGUUGAAAGAACCCCUUGGAAAAGACGAAAAUGGAGAUCCCGCAAAUGGCAGUUUCUCAUAUGCAAGCGUGAUUGGAAUGGCCUUGUAUCUUUGCGGACACUCUCGUCCGGACAUACAAUUCGCCGUGUCUCAAUGUGCGCGAUUCAUCCAUGGGACUAAGCGCUUGCACGAAAAAGCGCUCAUCAGAAUUGGGCAAUAUUUGAAAUCAUCAGUAAAUGAAGGCCUAAUCUUGCGACCGACCGAUUCAUUUGACAUUGAAUGUCAUGUUGAUGCGGAUUUUGCCGGUCUUUAUUCAGUUGAAGACGUUAUGGAUCCUACAUGCGUCAAGUCAAGAACUGGAUAUGUCAUCUCAGUCUGUGGAUGCCCGGUGGUUUGGGUGUCAAGACUACAAACAGACAUUGCCACUGCCACUAUGGAAGCGGAAUACAAUGCGCUGUCUAUGGCAAUGCGUGAUAUCUUACCUCUACGAAGAGUUUUCAAGACAGAAGCUCAAGGACUCGGGCUAUCCAACGAAACAGUCACCUCUCUAAAGACAACUGUGUGGGAAGACAAUAUGGGAUGUCUGAAGCUUGCUCGCCUCAAGCCCGGACAAUACACCCCAAGAUCCAAACACUAUGCUGUCAAGUAUCGCUGGUUCUGA
Molecule: messenger RNA, 2805 nt
Organism: Cylindrotheca closterium
Lineage: Eukaryota; Bacillariophyta; Bacillariophyceae; Bacillariales; Bacillariaceae
Source: the annotation of a GenBank genome assembly